Phytomonas sp. Hart1 is the source of this 1151-nucleotide messenger RNA. The record is from the annotation of a GenBank genome assembly. NCBI's taxonomy places the organism in Eukaryota, Euglenozoa, Kinetoplastea, Trypanosomatida, Trypanosomatidae.
GUGACAGUCAAUUAAGGUUUCCUUUUCAAGAUUGUUAUAGUUUUACUAGCAACCUAAUGUGGAUAAAAAAACACAAAGAAGAAUUUGAAGUGUCUAAAAAGCCAUAUGAAAGCGUGUUGUUAACCUUCAAAGGCGUUGAUGGCUGGGAUGUCUACAAUUGCUCAGUGCCGUUUUUAUGGAAAGGCAAACGACACAUCUACGGCCGUGUAGAGAGGCGCGAGGAGUGGGCGAAUUCUCACGUACGCCUUUUUAUGGAAACCGGAAAAGACGAGUUUACGGUGCUUCCAGAGUGCUUAUUGGAGUUGGAGGAUCCGUACAUACAAAAAAUCAAAGGGGCGUUUAUUUUUGGUGGUACCCACACGAGGAAAACCCAAAAUGACAUAUUCAGUUACUACGGACACUUUUUCCGAGGCUUUCCAGAGGAUCUUCACUACUUCACAUCCGGGCCGAAUUACAUGAAGGAUAUUCGAUUAGUAGACCUAAACGACGGGAGGAUUGGAGUUUUCUCCCGUAGACGCGACGAGGAGGCGAUUUAUGUCGGUUUUACCACUAUUGAUAGUAUUGACCAUUUGAGUACCGAGGUGAUUGCCGCGGCGACGCCGCUCAAUUUAUUCGAGGAUGGGACCUGGGGUGGUGUCAAUCAAGCUUACCUCCUCUCCAGCGGGAAAGUGGGCUGUAUUGCACAUUACAGCUUCUCUGAUAAGUCGCCAACGUGUGAGGCAUGGUCCGUUUACACCAAUUUCUCCUUUGUGUUUGAUGUCGAGACCCGACAGGUCAUAAAUCCAAAGAUAAUUGGGACCAAGAGCAGCUAUCCUACUGCACCGGCUAAAAUUCCUUUGCUGGAAGACUGUGUGUUUUCCUCUGGGAUUGUAAAGCGAGCGGAUGGCAAAUAUGACCUCUACUCUGGUGUAGCGGACACAUGCCAGGGCCGUAUCACCAUUGAUUUUCCGUUUGAGGGAUAUGGCGAGAUAGUAGGGGAUCUUAAUUUUUAGAUUUAAGAAGGAAACUAAUGUAUUUAUAUGGAAAUGAUUUUUUUUUAUAUUUGUUAUUAUACAACAUCAAAAAUAUAACUUGACUGAGUAAAAAUAGUGAUUAUAAAUGUGUUAAUAUCACAUUAGACUAUUUGGAAAACGUACAAUCCAUACACAAAA